This is a messenger RNA of Penicillium pulvis, 705 nucleotides long. RefSeq lists its product as uncharacterized. The transcript has a single exon. Bases 1 to 705 code for a protein of 234 amino acids. NCBI's taxonomy places the organism in Eukaryota, Fungi, Ascomycota, Eurotiomycetes, Eurotiales, Aspergillaceae. The record is from RefSeq and is a predicted model, not a curated record.
AUGGUCUUCCAAAGUGCUGGAUUGAUCUUUCUCCUUCUCCCAUUUGGCCUGGGCUCGUCAUUCUUAGAGCGGUCUCACACCUCCUGUGACACCUCGACACUCAACACUACCUCUGGUGUCUAUUAUGCGAAAGAGAACCAGACAAUCUUUCACGUUGCCGACGCUGUGAAGCGGGGAGCCUGCGAUAUCGCGCGGUAUAACCGCAUGGCGGACGCGAUAUUCCCUCUGACGACCAAUGAGGAAAUCCUGAUCCCACCCCAGGUGUGCAAACCGGAUAACUCCACCUGUUUGAUUGUGGCAAAGCCGAAUGCCACUUACGCGGACUGCAUAGUUGGUGGCCCCCAUACCUACACUACCCUAGCGGGUGAUACAAUGGCCUACAUUGCACUCAAGCUCAAUCUUACCGUCGACGCUCUGUUAAGCACUGCCUGGGUUCCGAAUAUGGGAUCUUCCACUGAUCCGGUGGAAACGGGACAGAGCAUAAAGCUACCUCAGUGCAGUCCCAGUCAGUGCACUGUCCGGCCCGGAGAAUUCAUCUAUGGCACCUACAAAGACCUGGCUGUCAAACUGGGCACCACACCAGGCCAACUGAUGGCGUUCAAUCCGACCUAUAAUCACACGGUUGCUCCUCAGGGCAAAGGACCUGUCUUGUCGAUGGUAAGCGACUGUGUGCUUUUAUCGAAUAAUAUCUCGGUUAUUUCCUGA